This is a messenger RNA of Camellia sinensis, 2337 nucleotides long. RefSeq names its product laccase-12. NCBI's taxonomy places the organism in Eukaryota, Viridiplantae, Streptophyta, Magnoliopsida, Ericales, Theaceae. Gene Ontology annotation, molecular function: copper ion binding; hydroquinone:oxygen oxidoreductase activity. The record is from RefSeq and is a predicted model, not a curated record. Gene Ontology annotation, cellular component: apoplast. Gene Ontology annotation, biological process: lignin catabolic process.
CUCUCCUCUCAUCUAACCAUCUCUUGCUGAAUCAAAACCUAAUCUUGCCAACCUCAUGAACCACCCUCUCUCUCUCUCCUCUUUCUCCUUCUAUAAAAACAACUUUUCUUUUUCUCACUCUCACAAAUAACCUUUACCAUUUCAAAGUUUCAAACCAUUUUUUUAUCUAUCAUUAGUAAACAAUGGAAGCCUUCUUCAACAACAGCAUUGCCAAGCCAAGAUACUAUCUCUUCCUCCUAGGCCUUGUGCUUCUUCUCUUUGGCAAUGCAGUGCCCUUGUUAGCUGAGCCAAGAACUCACCUUCAUGAUUUUGUUGUUCAAGAAACCCCAGUGAAGAGGCUGUGCAAAACCCACAAGACCAUCACGGUGAAUGGGCAAUACCCUGGUCCAACACUGGAAGUUAACAAUGGUGACACUCUAGUCAUCAAGGUCGUCAACAGAGCUCGAUACAAUCUCACCAUUCACUGGCAUGGUGUUCGGCAAAUGAGAACAGCAUGGUCUGACGGCCCAGAAUUUGUGACUCAGUGCCCAAUUAGACCUGGAAAGAGCUUCACUUAUCGGUUCACAAUUCAAGGCCAGGAAGGGACACUGUGGUGGCAUGCCCAUAGCUCGUGGCUAAGAGCCACAGUCUAUGGUGCUCUGAUUAUUCACCCAAAAGAAGGUUGUUCCUACCCAUUCCCCAAGCCCAAGCGCGAAACAGCCCUUCUCUUAGGUGAAUGGUGGGAUGCAAAUCCCAUUGACGUUGUGAGGACGGCCACAAGAACCGGGGCAGCUCCAAAUGUGUCUACUGCAUACACCAUCAAUGGUCAACCUGGUGACUUUUACAAAUGUUCUACUAAAGGCACAGUAAUAGUUCCGGUAGACUCCGGCGAAACCAACCUCAUUCGAGUCAUCAACUCCGCCCUAAACCAACAACUCUUCUUCACCAUUGCCAACCACAAGCUGACCGUGGUCGGCGCCGAUGCUGCCUACCUCAAACCCUUCACCACCUCAGUCAUCAUGCUCGGUCCGGGCCAAACCACCGACGUCCUAAUCACCACCAACCAACCACCCUCCCGCUACUACAUUACCGCCCGUGCCUACGCCAGCGCCCAAAACGCACCCUUCGACAACACCACCACCACCGCCAUUCUUGAAUACAAAGCCGCCUCAUGUUCCUCCAAUUGCACCCAAAUCAAGCCCAUCAACGCCUCCUUGCCCGCCUUCAAUGACACCCGCACCGCCACCGCCUUCACCACCAGCCUCAGAUACCCCAUGAAAGCCCCCGUCCCUGCCGACAUCGAUGAAAGCCUGUUUUUGACAGUCGGGCUCGGGCUCAUGAAAUGCCCGAAGGGUUCCCGGGCUAGGAACUGUCAGGGCCCGAAUGGAACCCGGUUCGCCGCCAGCAUGAACAACGUGUCUUUUGUGCUUCCUUCCAACUUUUCGUUGUUGCAGGCGCAUCAGCAGGGGAUUCCGGGGGUUUUUACGGCCGAUUUUCCGGCGGCGCCGCCAGUGAAAUUUGAUUAUACGGGGAAUGUGAGUCGGGGUUUGUGGCAACCUGUGAAGGCGACGAAGGUUUAUAAGUUGAAAUAUGGGGCGAGAGUUCAGGUGGUUUUUCAGGGGACGAGUAUUUUUACUACUGAGAAUCAUCCGAUUCAUCUUCAUGGGUAUGAUUUCUUUAUUGUUGCGGAAGGGUUUGGGAAUUUUAAUCCCAAAAAGGAUACUGCCAAAUUUAACCUUGUUGAUCCGCCGAUGAGGAAUACCGUUAGUGUUCCUGUUGGUGGAUGGGCUGUCGUUCGAUUUGUUGCUGAUAAUCCAGGGGUUUGGUUACUGCACUGUCACUUGGAUGUGCACAUAACUUGGGGUUUGGCCAUGGCUUUCCUGGUGGAGAAUGGAGUUGGGGAAUUGCAAUCACUAGAGGCUCCUCCAGCAGAUCUUCCUGUAUGUUAGUAGCAUCAGUAAAUAGAGACAGAAACUACUACAACCCAAGAUUGGAUUAUUUUAGUAUGCACUGUGACAUCAAUCACUGAGGUUUUCUGCUAUUAGUAUAUGAAAUUGUGUGUUCUUUUUUUUCCCCACAUUGGGGACUAGUUUCUUGUUCUUUUUUUGACAGAUAAAACCGGGUCAACAAAGAUAGUGCCAUGGUUCAACUCCCAGCACCAUCUGUGUUAGAAUCCGACCCGACAUGAUUUCUUGGUUGGUUAUUAUUGUUGUUAUUGUUUCAGAGCCCAGUGAGAUAGGCGAACUUUUGGUUCUGAAAUAAUUUAAACAAGUUCUAUCAGUUUUGUUGUAUCAGCAUACUAUGUGGGUGUUAGAAUUUUCUCCUAAUGAUAUGGGCCAAUUUGCCAAUUGAUUUUGA